GGGUAUAUAACUCUAUAUUUGUUCGCCGGGAUUCUCCCAUCAUUCCCCGCGAAACAAAUCUAUGUAACGUUACGUUGCCGUUUUGAGACGAUAACAGUCAACGUGAGCAGGGAGCUAGCUGCGUCGAGGCUCUGUGUGGAAACUUUGUGCUGAAACUUGACCUCCUCAAAACAAUGCAGGACUGUCGGACUUGACUUUUUGUGUGCACAUUCUCAAAUCGCAUUGUCUGGCAUGAAAACUAUGAAUGAAGUGGGCUGGCGUUCCCUCGGAGCCUUUGAUGAGCUGACAGACGAAAACUACAGAAGAUAACAAAAAGCAACAGAGGUUGUUCAUCUGUUGAAGACCAGUCACUUCCAGCUGCCGCCAUCAUGUCAGCAGACGCAGAGCCCAAACCUCCUCAGCUUGUGAAUCCCCCGCCUCCUGAGGUGACCAACCCCACCAAGCCGGGCCGGAGGACCAACCAGCUGCAGUUCAUGCAAAAUGUGGCGAUUAAAUCCCUGUGGCGGCACCAGUUUGCCUGGCCUUUUUACCAGCCUGUUGAUGCAGUCGCUCUUGGACUAUCAGAUUAUCAUACAAUAAUAACAUCUCCCAUGGACUUGGGAACCAUCAAGAAACGACUGGAGAACAACUACUAUUGGAGUGCAAGUGAAUGUUUGCAAGACUUCAACACCAUGUUCACCAACUGCUACAUAUAUAACAAGCCUACAGAUGACAUAGUGCUGAUGGCCCUCGCCUUGGAAAAGAUUUUCUUGCAAAAAGUCGCCCAGAUGCCACAGAAGGAAGUGGAGGUUCUUCCUAAUGCAGCAAAAGGAAAGGGCAAAAAAAGUAGCACUCCAGGGGGGCAGAAUGGACCUGCGACCACAUGUUCUUCGUCCACUACAACACCCACAUCUCAGCCCAGCCUCAGCCACACACCCUCCAGCUCAUCCUCAGUGCCCAAACACUCAUCACAGACCCCCCCAAAAACGGGGAUGAAGCGGAAGGAGGGGGCCGCCACAGAUUUGUCCUCAGCGGCCAUAACCACUUUGAGUGAUUUCUCGGAAAGCAAGAGGAAACGUAGAAACUCAGGCCGAGCCGUCAAUCCCUCUAGGAAGGACUCUGAAGAGAAGGAGUUCCCACAAGGACAGAGUAGGCUGAGCGAACAGCUCAAGUUCUGCAACGAUAUCCUGAAGGAGAUGCUGUCCAAGAAACAUGCAGCCUACGCGUGGCCUUUCUACAAGCCUGUCGACGCUGAGGCUCUGCAGCUACACGAUUACCAUGACAUCAUCAAACACCCCAUGGAUCUCAGCACUGUCCAAAAAAAGAUGGAUGGAGGGGAGUACCAGGAUGCACAAGGCUUCGCUGCAGACGUAAGGUUAAUUUUUUCCAAUUGCUACAAAUACAACCCUCAGCAUCAUGAAGUCGUCACUAAGGCCAGAAAACUUCAGGGCGUGUUCGAGAAGAGGUUUGCAAAGAUGCCAGAUGAGCCGGUGGAGUUGAUUUCCCCAGUGAGUCCUGUGCCCGCGAGGAGCGCAGGUUUUAGUGGGAUGAGUGUCAACAGCUCGUCCAACUUCGACAAAUCAGACUUAUCAGAGGAGCGUGCCACCCGACUUGCUGAGUUGCAAGAACAGGUGGGUGCAGAACAGCUAAAAGCUGUUCAUGAGCAGCUCACUGCACUCUCGGAAGUCCCUGUAAUUAAACCAAAGAAGAAAAAAGUGAAGGACACAAAAGAGGACAGCAGGCAAAAUGCCAGCUCAAGGCAGUCAUGGAAGAGAAGUAAAGACUGGGAUUCAGAUGAUGAAUGUCUGCCGAUGACGUACGACGAGAAGCACCAGCUGAGCCUGGACAUUAACCGGUUACCUGGCAUUAAACUGGGCCGCGUGGUGCAAAUCAUUCAAACAUUAGAGCCCACAAUGUGUGACGCAAACCCAGAUGAGAUCGAAAUCGACUUUGAGAUACUGAAGCCGUCCACUCUGCGUGAGCUGGAGAAAUACGUGAAGUCUUGUCUCUAUAAGAAGUUUAAGAAAUUUCAAAAGAAAAGUGGUCAAACUGCAUCUCGUCACGUCAGCUGCAGCAGUUCUUCAGAUUCUGUCACCAGCAGCUCCAGUGACUCCAGUUCAGAAAACUGACUUGUGACAACUGUGAUGUUUUUAUUUAUUUCUUAUUUUGUUUACCAAAAGAGAGAUCUUCAAAACUGUUUAACAUACUUAUUUUUGUAUUUGUUUUAUGUUCAAUAUGUGGAAAAUUAAACUUCCCACCUAGUGUCUUUGUAUUCAGUGUGGCUUUUCUCACUCUGUUUCUUCAUUACUCACAAUAUGGCCAUGAUCUGUGGAAGUUCAGGAGCAAGUUGAACAUUUCAAAGAUUAUAUUACGGUUAAAGGGAGAGAACAGGGUCUGUUAAAGGUAUUGUUGAGCAGAAAUGAACAGGAAGUUGUGUUGAAGCGUUUAAAGGUUGGUUGGUUAAAUGUGGAAAUGUAGGUGGCUGGUUGGACCUGGUCUGAAAACCUAAUACUUCUAUGGCUGGCCUUCAUUCUGCCUGUGUGCCAUGGCUGCUGUUUGAGAUACAAGUCAUGACAAAACACGAAUCAACUUACCAAAUCAUAUAUUCAUUGACUCACAAUGGAUUUAUGGUGUUUGGAAUAAUUACAGUGAAGCAAUUUGUAUUUCCUUUCCUUUAUUCCUUUUAUCAUUUUAUUGUAUUUAAAAGUUUAUUAUACAAUAUUAAAAUGUAUUUUCAUAUCACUUAAAA
Molecule: messenger RNA, 2728 nt
Organism: Dicentrarchus labrax (European seabass)
Lineage: Eukaryota; Metazoa; Chordata; Actinopteri; Moronidae
Product: bromodomain-containing protein 3
Exons: 11
Coding region: 369-2108 (579 amino acids)
Biological process (GO): regulation of DNA-templated transcription; chromatin remodeling
Cellular component (GO): chromatin; nucleus
Source: RefSeq, a predicted model, not a curated record